GGCUUCAGACUGGCUGAAAGGCGCUUUCAGGGCGGGGCGAGUGGAGGGAGCGCCUAGCUAGAGGGCCCGAGCUAACCAAGGUGAGAGGUAAAGCGCGGAGCCGCUUGGGAUAGCAACUCUCCUGAAGAGAGGACGUUGGAGUUCAGUUAAGUUCCUUAUGUCCUCCCCUGAAAUUGCUUCCCUAUCAUGGGGGCAAAUGAAAGUACAAGGCUCUACUAAAAUCUAUAAGGACUGCAAAGUGUGGCCAGGGGGAAGUCGGGCUUGGGAUUGGAGAGAAACAGGAACUGAGCAUUCUCCUGGUGUGCAGCCUGCAGAUGUGGAGGAAGUUGUCAAGAAAGGUGUGCAGACCCUUGUGAUUGGCCGAGGGAUGAGUGAGGCCUUGAAGGUGCCGCCGUCAACUGUGGAGUACCUCGAGAAACAAGGCAUUGAUGUGCGGGUCCUCCAGACAGAGCAGGCAGUGAAGGAGUAUAAUGCCUUGGCUGCCCAAGGCAUCAGAGUGGGAGGGGUCUUCCAUUCUACGUGCUGAUGGAGCCUUAAGAAUAAAUCACUAAGCAAAA
Mustela lutreola (European mink) is the source of this 557-nucleotide messenger RNA. It is a transcript of the gene AAMDC, whose product is annotated as adipogenesis associated Mth938 domain containing. Bases 158 to 526 code for a protein of 122 amino acids. NCBI's taxonomy places the organism in Eukaryota, Metazoa, Chordata, Mammalia, Carnivora, Mustelidae. Gene Ontology annotation, biological process: positive regulation of fat cell differentiation. The record is from RefSeq and is a predicted model, not a curated record. Gene Ontology annotation, cellular component: cytoplasm. The transcript has 4 exons.